GGCUCUCCGCUCACUCUCCAGUUUCUUGACUCUUGACAGUUCUGCAAAUCCGCGACGGCGGCGGCACACCCCCGCCCCCAAUCGGUCCGAAUUCUCAGUGAUAUACGCGGGUAAUGUGACAGUUCUCGUCUGUGCGCGGUCAUCAGCAACACACAAAAUCGAGCCGGUCGUCAGCAGUAACCCUUUCAAGCAGAGAAAAGUAACAAGAUGCCCGUGGACGAGGAGGAGUCGAUCGUCGACGCCGUCCUCAAGGUGCAGCUGGACUCAAACGGCGUCGGCCCAAUAUCGGCGCCGCAGCUCAACGGCAACUCGAAGCACGACGACGACGAAGAAGAAGAAAAAGAAGACGAAGAUGAGCUGCCCAAGCUCCAAGAGCAGCAACAACAGACGGAUGGAAACACAGCUUUCCUCCGGGCAGCCCGAGCGGGCAACCUGGACAAGGUGUUGGAAUACCUCAAGUCAAACAUCGACAUCAACACCUCCAACGCAAAUGGACUGAACGCCCUCCACCUCGCCUCCAAGGACGGACACGUACAUGUGGUGACCGAGCUUCUGACCCGAGGAGCCACCGUGGAUGCAGCCACCAAGAAGGGAAACACAGCCCUUCACAUCGCCUCCCUCGCCGGCCAGGAGGAGGUGGUGAAAAUUCUGGUGCAACACGGAGCCUCCGUCAAUGUUCAGAGCCAAAAUGGAUUCACCCCAUUGUACAUGGCGGCCCAGGAGAACCACGACAGUGUCGUCAAAUUCCUGCUCGCCAACGGAGCGAACCAGAGUCUCGCAACUGAGGAUGGAUUCACCCCAUUGGCGGUUGCGAUGCAGCAAGGUCACGACAAGGUGGUGGCCGUUCUGCUGGAGAACGACACGAGGGGCAAGGUGCGGCUGCCCGCGCUGCACAUCGCCGCUAAAAAGGACGACUGCAAGGCGGCCGCCCUGCUGCUGCAAAACGACCACAACCCUGACGUCACCUCCAAGAGUGGCUUCACGCCUCUCCACAUUGCCGCCCACUACGGCAACGAGAACAUUGCCAACCUGCUGCUCCAGAGAGGAGCUGACGUCAACUACUCGGCCAAGCACCACAUCACCCCGCUGCACGUGGCCGCCAAAUGGGGCAAGACCAACAUGGUGUCCCUGCUGAUCGAAAAGGGCGCCAACAUCGAAGCCAAAACGAGGGACGGACUGACGCCCCUCCACUGCGCAGCCAGGUCUGGACACGAACAAGUGGUUGACAUGCUGCUUGAACGAUCUGCGCCCAUCAGUGCCAAAACCAAGAAUGGCUUGGCCCCUCUACACAUGGCGUCGCAAGGCGACCAUGUAGACGCCGCCCGCAUCCUGCUGUACCACAAGGCUCCGGUGGACGAGGUGACCGUCGACUACCUGACGGCGCUGCACGUCGCCGCCCACUGCGGACACGUGAGGGUGGCUAAGCUGCUCUUGGAUCGCAAGGCAGACCCGAACGCGAGAGCCCUAAACGGGUUCACACCGCUGCACAUCGCGUGCAAGAAGAACCGCAUCAAGGUGGUGGAGCUGUUGCUCAAGCACGGCGCCUCCAUCGAAGCCACGACAGAGUCUGGACUGACUCCGUUGCACGUGGCCAGCUUCAUGGGUUGCAUGAACAUAGUCAUCUACCUGAUCCAACACGAGGCGAACCCUGACGUGCCCACCGUCAGGGGCGAGACGCCACUCCACCUUGCCGCUCGCGCCAACCAAACCGACAUCAUUCGCAUUCUACUGCGCAACGGCGCUCAAGUCGAUGCUAGAGCCAGGGAGCAACAAACGCCCUUGCACAUUGCGUCGAGACUAGGUAACGUCGACAUUGUGAUGCUGCUGCUGCAGCACGGCGCCGCCGUCGACGCCACCACCAAAGACAUGUACACGGCGCUGCACAUCGCCGCCAAGGAGGGCCAGGAGGAGGUUGCAUCCGUCCUUUUGGAAAACGGCGCCUCGCUGACCUCGACGACGAAGAAGGGCUUCACGCCACUGCACCUGGCCGCAAAGUACGGCAACAUGAAGGUGGCGAAGCUGCUGCUGCAGCGAGACGCGCCGGUCGACGCGCAGGGCAAGAACGGAGUGACGCCACUGCACGUGGCCAGCCACUACGACCACCAGAACGUGGCGCUGCUGCUGCUGGACAAGGGUGCGUCGCCGCACGCCACCGCCAAGAACGGCCACACGCCACUGCACAUCGCCGCCCGCAAAAACCAAAUGGACAUCGCCACCACCCUGCUCGAGUACGGCGCCAAGGCCAACGCUGAGUCCAAGGCCGGCUUCACGCCCCUCCACCUCAGCUCACAGGAGGGACACACGGAUAUGUCUACCCUGCUGAUCGAGCACCAAGCUGAUCCCAACCACAAGUCCAAGAAUGGUCUGGCGCCGCUGCACCUGUGCGCCCAAGAGGACCGAGUCAACGUGGCGGCCAUCCUGGCGAAGAACGAGGCCGAGGUUGACGCCAAGACCAAGGCGGGAUACACGCCACUGCACGUGGCCAGCCACUUCGGCCAGCUGAAUAUGGUGCGGUUCCUGCUGCAACACGGCGUCGACGUCAACAGCAGCACCGCAGCCGGCUACACUCCCUUGCACCAGGCCGCCCAGCAGGGCCACACGCUCAUCAUCAACCUGCUGCUUGAGCACAAGGCCACUCCCAAUGCAGUUACUAAUCAAGGUCAGACAGCGCUAUCCAUCGCCCAGAAAUUGGGCUACAUCAGCGUGGUCGAGACCCUGAAGGUGGUCACGGAGACGACCAUUACCACCACCACGACUACCAUUGUCGAGGAGAAGUACCGUGUGAUGGCUCCUGAGACCAUGCAGGAGACUUUCAUGUCUGACUCUGAGGACGAAGGCGGUGAUGACGUUAUGGAGUCGACCGUGUACGGCAAACCGACUCACGCCCAACACGUCUACCUGCCCUAUUACGAGGGUCAAAUGCUGCUCUCCUGCGAGGACACAGUGUUGGGCGACCAGCCUUACAGAUACCUAACCGUCGACGAGAUGAAGAGCCUUGGCGACGACUCGCUGCCCAUCGACGUCACCAGGGACGAAAGGGCCGACAACAGGGACUCAGUUGCUCCGGUUACCGUUCACGACGACUCGCUCAGUCCAAUCCACAAGGAAACUUACCAGGCGGUGAACUACACGCCGGACAACGUGGACAUCGCCAGCAAACACCCUGUCAGCGUAGGCUCUUUGUCCAGCUUAUUUUUAGCGUGUGGCUCAACAGAAGUGGCCAAACCCAGCCAAGGAAUGGCAAGGGAAAGGUUCCUGGUGAGCUUCAUGGUCGACGCCCGGGGCGGCGCCAUGCGUGGCUGCAGGCACUCGGGCGUCAGGGUGAUCGUGCCCCCGCGCAAGGCCGCUAUGCCCAUGAGGGUGACCUGCAGGUACCUCAAGAAGGACAAACUCACCCACCCUCCACCCCUGAUGGAGGGUGAGGCGCUCUCCAGCAGAAUCCUUGAGCUUGGUCCCGUUGGGGCCAAGUUCCUUGGCCCUGUUAUUAUUGAGGUGCCGCACUUUGGCUCCCUCCGUGGAAAGGAGAGGGAGAUCGUCAUCCUAAGGUCGGACAAUGGCGAGACCUGGAGGGAGCAUACCCUGGAGGCCAGCGAGGAAGCCAUCCAGGAGGUCCUGCAGGAGAGCUUCGAUGGGGAAGAUCUGACCCAGUUGGAGGACAUGAACACGAACAGAAUCACGCGCAUUUUGACCACCGAGUUCCCGCAGUACUUCGCGAUCGUGUCUCGGGUGCGCCAGGAGGUGCAUGCCAUCGGCCCUGAGGGUGGCAUGGUCUCCUCGAGCGUGGUCCCGCAGGUGCAGGCCGUCUUCCCGCAGGGCGCCCUCACCAAGAAGAUCAAAGUCGGCCUGCAGGCUCAGCCAAUCGCGGCCGAACUGGUGGCCAAGAUGCUGGGCAACCGAGUGGCCGUGUCGCCGAUCGUGACCGUGGAGCCGCGGCGGCGCAAGUUCCACAAGCCGAUAACGCUGACCAUCCCGGUGCCCCAGGCGGCCAACAAGGGCAUGAUCAACCAGUACUCGGGCGAGGCGCCCACCCUCCGUCUCCUCUGCAGCAUUACAGGGGUGUUUCGGAAAAGAUCUCUUAAAGGCGGCACGACGAGAGCGCAGUGGGAAGACGUGACUGGCUCGACGCCACUCACCUUCGUCAACGACUGUGUCUCCUUCACCACCACUGUCUCGGCCAGGUUCUGGCUCAUGGACUGCCGCAACAUCAGCGAGGCGACGCGCAUGGCCACCGAGCUCUACAAGGAGGCCAUCCACGUCCCCUUCAUGGCCAAGUUUGUCGUGUUUGCAAAACGCGUGGACCUUCUUGAGGCCCGUCUGCGCAUUUUCUGCAUGACAGACGAUAAAGAGGACAAGACUUUAGAGCACCAGGAGCACUUCAGCGAGAUGGCAAAGAGCCGCGACGUGGAGGUGCUCGAGGGCAAGACGCAGUGGAUCGAGUUCAACGGCAACCUGGUGCCAGUGACCAAGUCGGGCGAGCAGCUGCAGCUCAACUUCCACGCUUUCAAGGAGAACAGACUGCCGUUCACGGUGCGGGUCAAGGACCCCCACGCGGACACCGUCGGCCGCAUCCUCUUCAUGCGUGAGCCCAAAGUGCCCAAGGGCGAGCUGCAGCAGACGCCCAUCUGCGUGCUCAACAUCGUCCUGCCCGAAAACAUCACCCCCGAGGCGCCGCACGAGGCUGACCUCAUCGAGAAGAAAUUCGCCCUUAAUAGAGAAACCUUCACCCAUUCGGAGUCAAUCCACCGAGCAGACCUGCGGCUGUCGGACAUCUGCAACCUGCUUGGCCGGGACUGGGUACCGCUGGCCGAAGAGCUCGGCGUGCAACAGUCCGAGAUCAGUUUGAUCCAGGCUGAGUACCCGGAGAGCGUGCCGCAACAGGGCAUGGUGAUGCUGCGGCUGUGGAUGCAGAAAAACAGUAACCGAGCCACGGGUAACACGCUGGAGAAGGCGCUAAACAAAAUUGGCCGACAAGACAUAGUGCAGCAGUGCAUUUUCAACGUUGAGUUGGUCACCGACGAAGUCGAGAGGGCUGUCGCAAAGGUGCAGCUCGACCAGUCAGGCUUCGAAAACCUCAAGGAGGAGCUCGGCCCUUCGAGAGACACGUCGAUGCGCAGGAACAUCAGUCUGGACGCCUCUUACGACGAACAGGACUUGAUGAGAGAUUCCGAGUCAGUGGAGGAACUUAACGCAUCCGAAACUAUAGUGACUAUCAAGGAAGACAAGAGGCCAAAAGAUGAAUUGAUUGAGAAAAUCGAAAAGCACGACGUUAAUGAGACCAAGUACGUGGCCGAGGAAAAGGACUACGUCGAGGAGGCAGAGAGCCGGCACCAUCUGCCCGCCGACGACCACCUGCGCCAAGAGAUCUCGGAGGAGUUUGUCCGAAUCGAUAAAAUGAAAACAAGCGAAGAGACAUCGCGAAUUUCAAAGACGCCGCCCCCAAGUCCUGCUGAGUUCAAAGACGAGUCAGUUUCUUCGUCCACUCCGAAACUCAGCCAACAAGAUUUCCCUGAGAGGGAAACUCGAGUGGUUAGACAGGAGCACUCCGAGUUCGUCUCGCCUGACGGCACACACUCUGUCACGCACACCACCAUUACCACAACCACCACCGUCACGCAAGGAGCUGAACCUUCUGGAUCAGAAGCUGCCCUACUUGCAGAGACCGAGACCUGGCGCUCGGAAACCCUGACUGACGUGACGACUCCAGCACAAGAUGCUGAAGGUGGAACCGGAGAUUCUAUGGUGAAAGCCGAUAAAUCAAUUGCUGGAGAAAAGAAGUCUAAGCGUGGAUAUAUAUCCCCCACCCAAAUUUCCUACCAAGGUCAGAGAAUCGAACUGCCAAAAUUAGCUGAUUCUCAUAUAGAAGCAGAGAAUCCUGAACCCGUUGAGGAGAAUAUCCCAAGUUACGAUGAUCGAAAACAGUUUUGGGAAAAUAUUACUAGCACAACUAAAUCUUUGAUUGCGCCAAAAGUAUACACUAGAGGGAAAUUAUUAACGGAUGCUGACACAGAAAAAGUUCAAGAAAAUGUUGAAAUCGAGCAGGAUAUUUACAAAGAUAAAACACAGAAAAUUGAGCAAGAUAUAAUGAAAGAAUUUACUAAAGAUCUGAUGCACCAGCAAGAGGAGCCUUCACCGGAGCACAAAAUCCUAGACGCAAAGGAAAAGUUUGACGGGAAACUAACUGAAGAGGCCAUUGUUUCAAGGCAAAUUCACACCGAUAUCUUUUCCACCGAAAUUGAGGAAACUGUGGAUUGUUGGGCUCCAGAAGAAAAACAAAUUUCUCCACAAGAGAGACAAGAAGAUUCCCAAUGUGAUCCGGCUUAUGCUACAGUAAAACAGAAAAUUGGAGAGUUUGAAAAGAAGUUGUCUCCAGAUUCAAAACCAAUAUAUCCUUCAGAAAUUGAAUUUGGUUUUUCUGCUCAACGUUCUAAACAAGAUGAAGUAAAAAGUUUUGCUGAAAAUUUAAUUUCUGAAAUUGAGGACACAAUAAAAAAGAGCCCUGUGCUGAAUAUAUCGGCAAGUGAAAUCCAAAAAUGUUUUGAAAAGCAUGAAACUCUUGAUGCCACACUGUCUGAAAAUGUAGAAUCGAAAAAAAUGAUCGAAUGUGAUUCAAUAAUUGUCCAUGAAUCUACAGAGACAAGCGAAAAAGUUGCUGGGAAAAUUUCCAAGGAAAAUUUGAUUGUUAAAGAGGCACAGAUGCCCUCUUCACAAAUUUCUCAAACGGAAUCAUCUACAUCUAAGCAUCAAAUUAGUAUUUUCAAAGAAGCAAAUGAAUCAACACAACAAUCUAUUCCUGUUGAGGAGGAUUUUAGUGAAGAGUCGAACGUAAAUAUACUGUCUGGAUUGGUAACCACAGAGCCAAGUUUUACAGUUGAAAAAGAGGAAAAACGUAGUUCGAAUAAAUCAACUUUGUUAAAGGAUGACAAAGAAAUAACAAAAUGUUCAUUGAACGCAAACAUCGAUGCUAAAUUAUCAGACAAAAAGAUGUCAAUAGAAAAUUUGGAACAAAUAACACAGUUGAAGGAGAGUUCUGAAGAGACAUCAGUGUACAGUAGCAGUAAAGAGUCAGAAAUAACUCUUUGUAAGGAGUUUUCAGAUCAAUAUACGGAAAAAAAUGAGAAAAUUCUCGAAGAAAAUAUUUCAAAAGCACAUUCAAGUUUCGAACAAGAAAUUUCGACAGUUUUAAAGGAAACGUCAACAACACACUUCGAUAUGCAAGAAAAACGUUUGGAUAUAGUUGAGCUCGACUCAUCGUGCAAAGAGGACAAAGAAUCUAGUGUUAAUUUAACUCUAAGAACUCAAAGAAAUUCGGAAGAAAAAGCUGAAGUCCUUCAAUUAAAUGAGUCGUUUUCAACUAAGGAGCAUACAAUGGAAAAGCAUAUUGAGAAAGUUUCUGCCCAAAAUUUAGACAUUGAUUCUAUGCAAACUGAGAUAGAUGUUACCGAUCUCAACAAAGUUGAAGAGAGAGCGGAGAUUUUGGAAAGACUUGUUCAAUCACCAAUUCAGCACAUGAAGGAUAUUGCUAAACCACUUCAAGUAGAAAAUGAACCUGUAACUUCGUCUGCGUUAAACACCAGUGACGCAUCUAGCGUGUUGUCCCCAGCUAGUGAAAUUGAGAAAACUAUUGCUGAAGUUCGUGAAUCAUUAGGAGAAGCACAAGAAACACUCAUUGAGAGUCAAGGAAAGGAAGGAGAAGAAAAGAAAAGAUCGCCAUCAGAGUUUGAAUUCAAAUUCGUCCAGGUGACAAAGAGUAGAACAGAUUCAAAAUCUUCUGAUGAAGAAAAAUGUGUCUUCAGUGGGAGUGAAGAAAGAACCACUGCUCAUGAAUCAAAAAAACCAGAUAGGUCUUCCAGCUCAGGGGAGAGCCUCAAACAAGACGAAAAUAUGAAAAGCCGUCCGUGCUCUUCAGACUUUGAAGGAUUCGUAGUUGGAGCCGCCACUUCCUCGGAGUACGAGUCUGCAUUGACGUCUCAAGAAUAUUCCCAGCGCUCAGUCACAUCUCAAGAGUAUGUAACUGCUGUCAGCUCAAUAAGUAGUAACAAAUCGCUCAGCUCGGAGAGUUCAGGACAGCAGAUUGACAUUCAAAGUGAUGCAUCGGAAACCCUUGUUCCAUCGGCAAUGGAGCUGGAGACUGACCUGGAGGACAAUCUGCCAAAUGAAGACAUAGACUUGGGUCACGAUACUGAUCUCUUGCGCCCAGUAGGUACAGAAUAUCAGGUAUUACACGAGACAAAAUCCUCAGAGUCAGAUGAUUCCUACAACGAAGAGCUGGGUGAAACUUCUAAAAAUAUAAUGGAUGCGCAGUUGGACCAAGAGAAGCCGAGAAUGAAGCGUUCGUUGGAGAUGACCUUCCAUCCAGAGCCAAAAACUAUUGUUACGGACAGUCCUGUUUCUGAAAUGACGGUAACAGAAGAAAAGGAGCGCCUGUUUUCAAGUAUGGACGAUACCAUUAGUAUCAUAAGCACAAGCGUGUCAAGCGCUUCAGAGCUGGACCAGCGAACAGUGAUGGAAAACUUUGCUUCGCAGACACAAUCACUGCACUCAACAGAACUAUUAAGCAGUGUGGAAAUAGUUGAAGAAAAUGACACCACUCAAACAACAAUGACAUCAUCUUCAAAGGAAGUAGUAAAUUCUAGUUUUGAUAAGAUGGAUUGUGAAAAGAACAUAGAGACCAUCAGGGAUUCAUCUGAAAUCAAAGAAGUUAGCUCUGUCACAAUAAUGUCUAGCUCGUCAGAUGAAAAAUCAGUCGCAACCCAAAUCACGUCAUCACAUGAAAAGCAAAUUGAAAAAGACAAUGCUGAAAAUACCAGUCGUUUGCGAGAGGAAGAAUCCAGCGAACAGGAAAUCAACUUCCAGAAAGAGCUUCAAGAUGACGAUGAGAAAGAUGUUGACGAGGCAGACGAAGAACUUAUCAUUCCACAUUAUGAAGAAACAACCAAAGAUGAGGAGGUUCAAGAGGAGCACAAAAAUUUUUCACACACCUUCAUUGAUGGCGUGAAAAACGUGGUGGAACGACCUCGAACGCCGGAGCCCGAUACAGAAAAAUUUGUUUCUUUAAAAGAGAAAAGCUUUGAUGCGAAGAAAUCUCUACCAGAAGUUCCACAUUUCCCAUCUCAAGGUAUUUCUUCAACGUGCUUGCCUCCAACAAUUUUGGAAGACGAUGAUGCUGAGAAAAAGAUCGAAGCUAUGAACAAUGUUAAAGAUAUUGAAUGCAUUGAAGUUACUGAUAUUCCAGACAUUCAAAUAACUCAACAUCAAACGCCAGUCGCAAAAAAACACUUUGAAUAUCCAGAUUCCCUUUCAGAUGACUCAGUGCCUACAAGUAGUAACAAAGUUCUCAAAGAAAAUAAAAUCGAGAAAACCAUAACGGAACCUCAAAGCACCACAGAAGCUUCGGAUAUAUCACCAGAUGACGAACUUGUCAUUCUGACGAAAGAUGACAUAUCUGAAGUCAUUAAAGGCAAGAAUGUGGAUGUAGAUAAAUCACCCGAGUCAGAAGGGACAGACUCUUUCGAACUGUUAGAAAAGGCAGAAGGAGAAAAGGAGCCAGAAAAGAAAUCCGACGAUGACGAGUUCCUCAUAAUAGAAGAACUAGCAGACGAAGCAGAUGAAACUGCGUGUAUUGCAUCCGUGCCGCAAGCUAUUCCUAGAGAGUCUAAAAUUCCUAUUCCUCGCCGGAAAUCAGCCAAACAAGAUGAUGAUUUGUUGGUAUCCUCACCACCACCAACUAGUACGAGGCUAACUGAAGUUAAAUACUACCCGGAUGACAAAUCUGAGCUGCCAUUUCAACUAGAAGGAACUAGUUUUCAGCCGCAGAAUGUUGAGGAGUACAAGAAAGAUGUGGAAGAAGGGAAAAAAUGGAUUGAACAGCAAUUCCGAGGCGAGUAUGAUGAGUUUGAACAAAGGGGUCGGCUCGAGGAUAUCGAAGAAAAAGAAGAAACAGAGCAAAGCCACAGUGGCAGCAAAGUUGGGAGUCUUGGUAGCUACAAGGACUCAUUCAGCAGCACGCCAGAAUACGAUGUUCUGGCUGGCAAGAAAUACUUCUCCAAAAGCAGCGAGCAUGACGAUGUGUCGAUGGGAUCACUCCAAGAAUUUGAAAAGCUAGAGCGAGACAUUGCUAUGCGCCAAUCUUCAGGAUCUCAAGACUCGAUCAACGGUGGAAGUUUUCAACGCCGAUACCUGACGAGCCGCACAGGCCAAGGAGAUGAUCUCUCUGUUUCAUCAUUGAAGGAGUUUGAGCGUCUCGAAAUCGCCUGCAUUCAGGCAGAAACAAUCGAGAUCAAAGCCAAGGAAGAAGAAGCAAUGCUCUCAGAAAUUGACGAGGGCCACGAAAGCCAAGUGUCAGAGUCUGAGAGCUGUGAGACAAUAUCUGAGGCAGGGAAAGAGUCUGACUCCGAUGACUACGAUAACAGAAUGUUUGAAAUUGAUGAAAUAAUUCGUCAAGCACAGUUCAACGUUGAGACAUUCGAGGCCAAAAAAGAAGGUGACAAGCUCGUGACUGGAACUCGAAUACCAUCAGCAAAGCAUGCCAAAAUCUGCAAGGAAUACGUUCUUCAGUACGAGUGCGAAAAUCAGGAAACCAAUCCAAUGACAAUGAGUACAGAUAGCAUAGAGUCACUGCAAGCUAAAGUGGAGCAGAAAAAAAUGAUCACGUCGGCUGACUCGCUCGAGCUUGAACAGCCGAAGAUUCCCAAAUCACAAAGUGCAGAUUCGAUUGAGGAGGAGCUUAGGGCUGAGAAAUCUAAGAGCAGUGCGUCCGGACACAGAGAGGACAGCCAAGAAGCAGGCCAGAGUGACGUGAUGCUGUGUAGCACUGAUUCGCUGGAGCCGACCAGUUCUACAGCAACGCACGCGACCUAUCAAUAUGAAACCGACUCGGUCAUGUCUUCGUCGUUUACAAGUGGUGGCUCUGCUACGAUGGUGUCCAGCACAGAGAACGUCGACUUUGGCGUUGCCCAUUUGACCGAGGAGCAACUGGCAGACGCACUCAAGGCCAGAGGGCUCGACAAAGGCGAGAUGUCUGCUCAAUUUCUGCUAAAAAACAAUGAAUCUUGGACCUACGUGACAGAAGUUAUCGAGGGUGAAAGUGCUAAUCGAUCGCAAAUGAUCGAGAGCCUACCUGAAUCGAUGGAUCCAAGGCAGUACUCUGCUGAAGUUUCCCACAUGACUUAUAUCACCAGACAUAUUUCCCAACCCUCAAAUCCCUCGUCCUCUGAAUCCACGACUAUAACAACGGUUAGAACUGGACUAACUUCCGUUUCAGCAGGCGAUAAUCAAACCGAGUCCAGUGGCACAGCCGAAGAUGCGUUCCGUGCUCCGACCACACAAUCAGAGGUCGUAACCAAAGGAUCGCCAAAACCAGAGUAGAUACGAUACCAACACAUCCCGACAGAAUCUAUCUUCCUGACUCUGACCCUGUGACCACCACGAUAGAAAAGCUAUACCGAAAAAAUAAUGGAUAUGUAACACCCGACCAGCUACAACCAAUUUUUGGGAUCAAAUAAUGCAUAAUUAAUUAUGCUGGCGUGCGAGCGAAGAAACAUGCGCGAGUUGCUGGAUACUACAACGUCUCUCUAUAAACGUCUCUGGAUAAUUCUUUGAAUGAACCCGUCUCCCUCACAAUCCCCAAAAAAUUGAAAUAAUGAAGAAAAAAACAGAAACCUGCAUUUUUCACUCUGCUGCUGUAAGCUGGCUAACUUAACCAAUUUGGUUUUCUGUAUUUAUUUAUCCGACAGCCGAUUCCUGAUGUAUGUGAACACUUCAGCAAUGAUUUGAAAGUCGUUUUUCAAAGCCACUACUUUGGAAAAUAGAAACGAAACGUGUCCGUGCGUUUGUAAGUGCGCGUACCGGCGCCAUUGCUCGACGCAAUGGUGUUUUCCCGAGUGACGCGCUCCUUUCAAACCCAAUCUCAGCACCUUGAUUUGCUCCGUUUUUGCGUUUUAUUUUCUGUUAGUAAUGUGCUAAUGUUGACGCACCUCGUCUUUUAAGGUACCGGGCGCGGGCCUCUUCGGGUCCCGGUGGGCCCGUCGUCGGUCGGCCGAGGACCGACGGCCGGCACCACCGAAUCGUGUAAAUUAUUGCUCUAGUGUCUUGCUAUGCUAGCUGUAAGAUUAAGAAAAAUGAACUUGGGGAUGCGACUCAUAUUUUACGAUGGUUAUAAUUACAUGAUUAUCUUUCUUAGAAUUAAUUAAUCUUAAGUUAUUUUUCAAUUUUUCGAAUUUUGUUCUCUUCUUGUAUUCUUUCAAAAAGUAUUAUAACAAGCGAGAUGUUAAACAAAAAUACCUUUUUUGAUUUAUUAUAAUGUGAAAUUAAUUAUAUUCUUAACCUAUGAAUACACACACGAUAUAUAUAUUUUAUUGCUCGUGGUCGGAGAAGCGAUAUCAAAAUGUGAGAUAAAGAUGUAUUUUUAUUGUUGUUCUUAUCUGAUUUUAAUUGUUUGCAUACGGUAAAGGAAGAUCAAUAAAAAAAAUAUAUUUGACAUAAUGCGAGAGCCCCAGUGAAAAGAUGAAAUAGCACUUGGGGACGCACCGAUAUUUUAAUUUUUAACUUUAAGACGUGAAAAAUAUUGCUAUGAUGCUUAGACAGAUAUUUGCGUGUAAAGAUAUUUCACAAAAUAGAGCUGCUUGAAAAGGUCAAAUGUGAACAAAGUUAACGUUGAGAUAUUAAAAAAAUGUGACGAUGACUGGUUUCUCGGACGAACCACACAUCAGGGCCUCGGUUCGGCCGUAGACUCCAGUCGUUGCUUAUUAUAUAUUAUACAUCUUGCGCGCUAUAAUUUUUGACUAUUCACUUAAAUUGAGGUAAAUGAUCGAAUAAAGUAUGGGUUACAACUAAAUCACA
Messenger RNA from Cloeon dipterum, 12837 nucleotides. RefSeq names its product Ankyrin 2 (gene Ank2). Bases 208 to 11364 code for a protein of 3718 amino acids. Lineage: Eukaryota; Metazoa; Arthropoda; Insecta; Ephemeroptera; Baetidae. The record is from RefSeq and is a predicted model, not a curated record. The transcript has 36 exons. Gene Ontology annotation, cellular component: neuron projection; cytoplasm; plasma membrane. Gene Ontology annotation, biological process: signal transduction; protein localization to plasma membrane. Gene Ontology annotation, molecular function: spectrin binding; cytoskeletal adaptor activity; transmembrane transporter binding.